This is a messenger RNA of Trichoderma reesei QM6a, 753 nucleotides long. RefSeq lists its product as uncharacterized. The transcript has a single exon. The record is from RefSeq and is a predicted model, not a curated record. The coding region runs from base 1 to 753 and encodes 250 amino acids. Lineage: Eukaryota; Fungi; Ascomycota; Sordariomycetes; Hypocreales; Hypocreaceae.
AUGGGCUGGCUCUGGACAUCACCACCCUCCAAGCCACCGACCGACCAAUCGUCAACCGCCUCACCAUCACAGACAUCCUCAUCAACGCCUCCCCAGCCAUCAAUCCCACCAUCAACACCCACUACCUCCCAAGCUCCCAACGAGCCCGUCGACCCCGAGAUCCAGAAACUCCUCGACAUCUUCAACAAAUCCGACGACUCCACCCCUCAACCCUCCUCCUCCUCCUCCUCUUCAACCUCAUCAUCAUCACCAUCCCUCCUCUCAAAAUGGCUCUCCUCAAAAUCAUCCACCACCAACCCAGACCAACAACAACCCCCCAUCCCGCCCCUCUCCCCCGUCGCCGAAUCCCUCCUCCCCACCGACAUGUCCUGCCGCCAGGCCUUCGACCUCGCCUGGUCCUGCAACUCCCUCGGUGGCCAGUGGAACGCCGUCUACCGCCACGGCGAGAUGCGCUCCUGCUCCCACCUCUGGGACGACUUCUGGUUCUGCAUGCGCACAAAGUCCUACUCGGGCCCGCUCAAGGAGAGGGCCAUCCGCGACCACUACCGCCGCAAGGAGUACGAGAAAUACUACGCCCCGGGCGCCCGCAGCAGCGAGGACGUCUGGGAGGCCAGGGAGCGCAAGGUCGAGCCCGGGACCGCGUUUGCCGAGGCCGUCGAGAUUGCGACUGUGGACGAUGACGAGUGGAGGAAGUUGGAGGAAGAGAGGAGGAAGAAGAUACGGCAGGAUCUGGGAUUUGAAAAAGAGAAAUGA